Trichomonas vaginalis G3 is the source of this 243-nucleotide messenger RNA. Its product is annotated as ribosomal 50S subunit heat shock protein YabO/RcqP. The record is from RefSeq and is a predicted model, not a curated record. The transcript has a single exon. Bases 1 to 243 code for a protein of 80 amino acids. Lineage: Eukaryota; Parabasalia; Trichomonadida; Trichomonadidae. Gene Ontology annotation, molecular function: RNA binding.
AUGAGAUUAGACAAAUUUUUAAAAAACUCAAGACUUAUUAAAAGAAGGACUGUAGCUAAAGAAGCUUGCGAAAAGGGCCUCGUAGAAAUUAACGAUAAGGUUGCCAAGCCAUCAGAUUCCGUUAACAUUGACGACGUUAUUUCACUCCAACUUGGCGAGAGAAAAAUUAGGGUCAAGGUUAAGGUCAUUUCUGAUGUGAAUUCCAAGAAGGAUGCAGAAACUCUUUAUGAUAGGAUAGAUUAA